AUGGCACAAGCUCCGCCCCGCAGGUCAACUCGCACCACCCACGCCCGCAACACCAGCACCAGCACCAGGGCUGAGCCCCAGCCACCAUUGCCUCAAGGGCCUCUGAUGCACCACCGCAAGAACCAGUCCGCUGUCAGUGUGACAGAAGAGGUCGAGCAAGGUUUGAGCCUGGACAAGAGCCGCAAGCUCACGGCACCCCAGCCCAAGGCACCAACAUCCCGGUUGAAGUCAACAGCAGCACCGAAGGCACCGGCAUCUCAGGCAAAGCCGACAACUGUGCCCAAGGCCCCGACCAAGCCAAUGUCGACAGCAAAAGCCAGGACAACCAAGGCAGCAGCUCAGCCCAAGCCUGCUCCCCAGCCUCGGGAGCUCCCUGAGCUCACUCCACGUGUUGCGGAGAUCGAGGCGAAGAUGGCCAAUGCCCAAGUGCCGAAAGGAAAGCCGAAGCCUAAACUGAAAAAGGUACCCUCAGUUCCCGAAACACCUGACAGCGUGCCAGACGCACCAGUAGAGCCGGCUCUCCUGACAAGGCCAACAGCAGUGUCGGCAGCUGCUGCGAAGCGGCUGGGUCAGAAGGUUAUAGACCGCAACAUGGAGAGGGAGGAAGAGAAUGACAGGCACAGAGAUGUUGAGGAAGACUCCAGCGAGAAGGAAUUCCAUCAAGACGAAGUCGAGAACGGCACUGGUGACAAACUCUCACGCAUCUAUUAUUACCAACACCUGUUGAUCAACGACCACCACGACCUCAUGCUCCUCUCCCUCACCGAAUCAACUCUUUAUUGGCGCGAUAUGGCCCUCGCUAUCUAUAGUGGCCCGGCUACUUUUGACGACUUCCGCCCUCGCAUCAAUACCUGGAAGGCCAACAUCCCACGGAGUGCUAGCACCUCAAUCACCUCACGCACCAAGUCCAGCGCCAGCCGAAGAAGUGUCAUCACAAAAGCUUCAUCAUUCACCACUAUUUCCUCCCGGGCGUCCACCCCCCAUGUGUCUGCAAAAGGCGUGCCAGCAAGUGCGGGCUCUUCCCGUGAACUGUGUCAUGGGAUCCGUGACGAGGACGAUACCGAAGACGUUGAGCGUGAGGGGGCAUCCAUGUGGAACAUUGACGGCAAAGGAGUCAAGUCAGCGGUUUCUAUAGAGCGCCCCGCCUCAAACUCGACUUCUACCCCGCUUGGACCGCCAUACACUCAAAUCCCUUGCACAUCGCCCGAAGUUCAGGAAUCACGCAAGAGGUCUCGUCCCGAUGAUACCCACUCUGACUCAGAAUUAUCCGAGCAAGAACAUCCCUACGAACCAGCUGAGUACAAUGAUACCAACCCCGAGGCCGAUUACGACGAGACUCACCCUAAUGCGAACUAUAACGAGGCCAGUGCUGAGGCCGACUACGACGACACCAAUCCCGAGGCUGAGGACGCUGGAGCCGACCCCACAGCUAGCAGCCAUGUAGACGGCGACGACCUCGCUGUCGGGAUGGAUGUCUCCACCAAUGUGGAUGGCCUGGAAGCGUCUCCCGAUGGCCACCCUGAUGACGAGACCAUGGAUCAAGCGGCUGAAGAUGUCCAAGAUGGCGAGGAGGCAGUGGAGCAGGACCAUGGUGUGGAUGAGGGAGACGAUGGCAACCAGGGUGAUGCACACGCUGCCGAUGGCACUGAGCAACCUGGUGUGGUCAACGAGGAUGGCAGCACCGAGGAGGGUGAGCAAGGCGAGACACUUGUCCCUGCCUUUGGGCAAAAGCGUACCACAGCUUCGAUGCAUGCCAAGGCCUCGACUCCUAGCCUCCAUCGCCCAAGUAAGCGUGCAAGGAUGGAGCGACCCGCACGGACCGGCACUCCAGCUGCAAACGGGGACAAGAAGCCUGGCAAACCCAGGGUAUCGGACUUGCCCCUCGAAUGCAGAACCUCCGACAAGCUGUUCUCAGCCACCCUCAUGCCCACAGUUUGCCUGUGGAUGGGCGAGUGCGAUCAGCCCUGGAACCCCUCGGAUGAGGUAAUCGAGGACGUCUGCGCCAAGAUUUAUCCAGUUGUUUUCGGCCGCGAAUACAGUGAUCUAGAGGAAUCGGAGCGCAGCACUCUCUUGAGUAUUGUCUGCGAACGACUUUGCGGCUGGCGGAACAACUUCGGCUCCACUGCGGUGGCUGCCCUUUUGGUUCUGAUGGGCGGGCGAGGCUUGUUCGAUGACAAGGAUCGUCGUCAAUUUUGCCAGCAGCUUCUUGUCGAGGGGGCUUUUCUUUAUGAGCGGAUUGUGGAUGGGAAGCCGAUCAACAUCUUUCAAGGUUCGUAUUUCGUCAUCGUCCUCUCGUGUCAUUUCCAGGCCAUCCAAGGCCACGUCGACGUUCCGGCAUUCAAGCGCCUCACAACUCCACAAUACCUCCCUCGCGGCGCUUUUGGACUUGCCGCUGCCGCUUGCGUUCGCGCGAUCAACAUGGUCAUUCAAGGCAAGAUGGGCGAUAUCAACAAGUCCCUCAACGGCAUUGUUCAGGCCGGAUGCUCUCCCGAAAGCGGAUGGGAUGGAGUGUGCAAGGCCAAGCGGCUCAUCAGCGCCGCGAAUCGCAAGCCGAGGGUUGAGAAGAAACGCAGCUCAAAGAAGGUCAAGUCCACCCCCGAGUUCCCUCCGCCGCCGCCGUUUUCCGAGGCCAACUACGGCAGCAUCACGAAGGACCUUUACGAGAGCGCAAUGCGCGAGAAAGCCCAGCUUCACGUCGUCGCUUCUUGGGAUCGCGCUAUCGAACACAUCCUCAGCUCCGGCACUGCUGAGGAUGACGCGGCGGAGGAGAGCGCGGAUGACUCCAAUGACAAGGCCCGUCGGAGUAUGUUCUUCUACUUGCCUCUUCAGUCACCUCCCUCUGUCCCAGUCUCUUCUAGGCUUGUCGACGACCCCCACUCGCAGUCCAGCACUCCAGACAAGCUCCUCAUGAACGCAGCCGACAAUCUUGAGGCACGGGGUGUAUUACAUAAGCGCAACCGACUUCAAAUUGACGAGCUUCUUACCAUGAGCAAGAUCACUGACGACGAGAUUUUUGAGGCUGAGGUGAAGGCAUGGGAGGCGCGGGACAAUAUGGAGAGUACAGGGACAGAUGCCGUUGACGACGAAGGUGAUGUUAUCGAGGAGCUGCCUGGGCUCGAGAGGUCCUUCAAGUCUCGGGUCUGA
This is a messenger RNA of Coniophora puteana RWD-64-598 SS2, 3144 nucleotides long. RefSeq lists its product as uncharacterized. Lineage: Eukaryota; Fungi; Basidiomycota; Agaricomycetes; Boletales; Coniophoraceae. The transcript has 9 exons. The record is from RefSeq and is a predicted model, not a curated record. The coding region runs from base 1 to 3144 and encodes 1047 amino acids.